UCGCGAUGACGUCAGAACCAUUGACGCAUGCGCAACUGACUGUUGUCCGCCACCGUGUGUUCUCCAGGAGCGACGGCCCCGUGCAGUCUGCGCGCGACAGAACCAGGUCUAGGACCGCUGGCAGGUGGACAGAACCGGCUGUGGCUCUGAGAUGCCAAGCUGUGGUCCAUGGGGGUGAGCCGGCUGGAUGUCUUUUACCGAAGACUCCUCCUUACAAAACUCUUCAUUGGGGGAUGGGGAAAGCCAGAAGAUCUGAAGAGAAUCUUUGAGUUUCGGAAGAUCGUUGGAGACCGGGAGAAGUGUAAGGCUCUGGUUUCGGAAGAUUAUCCAGUUUACAUUGACAAGACUGAAGAACAGGCUGACUGUCACAUCCACGAUGGUUUCUUCAUCUCUCCGCUGGAGCACUUGGUGCCAGGAAUCCUGCCCCCAGAGGCCGUUAAAGCCCGGUUCCAGUUCAUCGUUCCUAAGGUGUGGAAAAAGAACCGACCUGUUUGCAUCCAGCUGGCUGGAACUGGAGAUCAUUUCUUCUGGCGACGGCGGACUCUGAUGGCCCGGCCCAUGAUCAAAGAGGCAGGGAUGGCGUCACUUCUUCUGGAAAAUCCAUAUUAUGGCUAUCGAAAACCCAAAGACCAGCUACGAUCUAGCCUGAAGAAUGUGUCAGACCUGUUUGUGAUGGGCGGGGCUCUCAUCCUGGAGUCGACAGCACUCCUCCGCUGGCUGGAGAGAGAAGGAUAUUGGCCUCUGGGAAUGACUGGCAUCUCGAUGGGGGGAUAUAUGGCAUCUCUGGCUGUAACCAACUGGCCCAAACCCAUCCCCCUGGUUCCCUGUUUGUCCUGGUCCACUGCCUCCAGUGUGUUCACUACGGGAGUGCUGAGUAAAGCGGUGAACUGGUCUCAGCUGGAGAAGCAAUACGCAGUGAAUUCUGUGUACGAGAAGGAGAUCAUACAGCUGCUGGAGUACUGCGGGGCUGAUUCCUUCAAAAUGGGGCCUGAACUUUGGAGAAGAUCAGGUACCUUGGACCUUGUGAACCUCCCUAAAGGCUUUAGUAUGAUGUCCGACCAGACCUUUAUUGCUGGCAGGACUACUGGAGUCAGUGGGGCUCAUAAUAGGCACCAGGCAGCAGACAGAGGAGGACAUAUUGUGUCAGCUGUGGGCUGCAGAGGAACCAGCUCUGACCUGCCAUCAAGUUCUCUCAAAGGAGAAAAGACGGAGUCGACCCGGUUCUGUCGGCCGUCCCUACACGUGGAGUCCAUCAGUUUUAUGAAGGGAGUGAUGGACGAGUGCACUCACAUGGCCAACUUUUCUGUCCCUGUAGACACCAGCCUCAUCAUUGUGGUCCAAGCCAAAGAAGAUGCCUACGUUCCUCGAGCCGGCGUGCUCAGCCUGCAGGAGAUCUGGCCGGGCUGUGAAGUCCGAUAUCUGAGCGGAGGGCACAUCAGUGCUUACCUGUUUAAGCAGAAUGUCUUCAGGCGGGCCAUCUAUGACGCUUUCGACAGGUUCUGCCUGAAGUAUCCCAGUCUGCAGUAGUCCUGGAUCCUUAAGAUUUCCAUGAGUUCUCACAGGAGGGAUUUCAGAGCAGCGUUAUAGACUGAUGAGGAGAAUGACUGAAGACUGAUGAUCUGAUAAAGUUUUUAACUAUUUGUACUCUAAUAAACCCACAGACUGAUCACUA
Molecule: messenger RNA, 1672 nt
Organism: Oryzias melastigma (Indian medaka)
Lineage: Eukaryota; Metazoa; Chordata; Actinopteri; Beloniformes; Adrianichthyidae
Gene: abhd18
Product: abhydrolase domain containing 18
Exons: 14
Coding region: 169-1527 (452 amino acids)
Source: RefSeq, a predicted model, not a curated record